Messenger RNA from Pleurotus ostreatus (oyster mushroom), 351 nucleotides. RefSeq lists its product as uncharacterized. NCBI's taxonomy places the organism in Eukaryota, Fungi, Basidiomycota, Agaricomycetes, Agaricales, Pleurotaceae. Gene Ontology annotation, molecular function: racemase and epimerase activity, acting on carbohydrates and derivatives. The transcript is spliced from 3 exons. Bases 1 to 351 code for a protein of 116 amino acids. The record is from RefSeq and is a predicted model, not a curated record.
AUGUCCUCCAAAAGAGUUUGCCAAAUCAUAAAACUGAAACCAGAAGCAGAAGCAGAAUACAAGGCCAUCCACGCCAAUGUCUGGCCCGGCGUCCUCGCCCCCCUAAAGCGCAGCAACAUCACAGACUACUCGAUCCACUACUACCCGCCCCUCCACCUCCUUAUCGCGACAUUCAAAUACACAGGGACAGACUACGAAGGGGAUAUGAAGAUUGUUGCUGAGGACGAGGAGACGAUGAGGUGGUGGAAGGUCACGGAUGGGAUGCAGGAAAGCUUCAUCGAGGGUGCCAAGGGAAGCGGGAAAGAUGUCCCUUGGUGGACGGAGUUGGAGGAAGUAUUCCGCUUCGAGUGA